This is a messenger RNA of Morus notabilis, 641 nucleotides long. Its product is annotated as NADH dehydrogenase [ubiquinone] 1 alpha subcomplex subunit 6. The transcript has 2 exons. Gene Ontology annotation, biological process: response to oxidative stress. Lineage: Eukaryota; Viridiplantae; Streptophyta; Magnoliopsida; Rosales; Moraceae. Bases 53 to 451 code for a protein of 132 amino acids. The record is from RefSeq and is a predicted model, not a curated record.
GAGAGAGAGAGAGAGAGAGAGAGAGAUAGAAGUGAGUGGAAUUGGGGCAAAAAUGGCGUUUACACUACGGAGCGUGAAGGUGCCGCCGAACUCGGCGAGUCUGGAGGAAGCUCGUCACAGAGUUUUCAACUUUUUCAGGACGGCCUGCAGAUCCAUUCCUUCCAUCAUCGGAAUCUACAACCUCGACGAUGUCGUCACCGUGUCCCAGCUCCGCUCCACCAUCGCCUCCGAGAUCCGCAAGAACUCCUAUCUCACCAACCCCAAGGUGAUUGAUAUGCUACUCUUCAAGGGAACAGAAGAGUUGAAUAACAUCUUGGAACACGCAAAGCAGCGACAUCACCUCAUCGGACAAUAUGUGGUGGGUAAUCAUGGGCUUGUUCAGGAUUUGGGCACCAAGGAUCAGGGCAUUUCUAGUUUCCUCAAAGAUUUUUACAAGAGCAAUUACUUUUGAACAAACUUACUUUCUGUGGUUGUGCUCCAUUGGAAAUUUUCUUAUGGGAGUGGAAUUCCUAAAUAAAGAUGUACUUGAAAUUGGUUUUGUAUCAUUCUGUUGGAUAUAGAUCUUUCCAUCGUUUUCUCCUGGUUUCUUCGUUUAAAACCAUGUUUUUUAUAUUACAUGAAGCUCCUUUGUUUCUAAACAA